Onychomys torridus (southern grasshopper mouse) is the source of this 1113-nucleotide messenger RNA. RefSeq names its product coiled-coil domain containing 167 (gene Ccdc167). Lineage: Eukaryota; Metazoa; Chordata; Mammalia; Rodentia; Cricetidae. The record is from RefSeq and is a predicted model, not a curated record. The transcript is spliced from 4 exons. Bases 418 to 918 code for a protein of 166 amino acids.
CCUCUGCGCGUGCGUAGUGCGGCUUAGUGGGCUGGUCCGGUGCGGGGACACGGCGAGCAAAAUGACUAAAAAGAAGCGGGAGAAUCUGGGCGUCGCUCAGGAGAGCAGAUGGAAGAAGAUACGGUUGGAAGCCCUCGUUUCAAGAGCUUAGCUUCUUUGCCGUCGAGUUAUGCUGACCUUGGUGAUGGGCAACAUUUCUGCGGAAGAGCCACAGAAAGACAGAGAAGUGGUUGGGCUGCAUCGUUUCGCCAGUUUUUAUUGAUCUCAGAAAAAUGCCUAUUGUGACAACAGACUGCACUGAGAUGACUCAUGUCUAUGAGGAAAGUGCCCCACUAGUCCCUUGACGUUUAGCCCUCCCUCCCCUGGAGACUUGGGACCUGGUGCUGUCUCUGUGCGCAUUUCCUUCCCGAAUCGACCAUGGGCAGGUUCUGCUGGGUGCCAGGCUCUGCCGGGGAUCUAGUUCUUCAUCCCCAGACUGUGCCCGGUUCACCCACUGCUUGUUUUCGGGACCUCAGCCUGGUAGUCAAAAUUGGAGCCCUCUGUCCACAGCAGAGCUGGGCCUGCCCAGUACAUGAGGUGGGAAGGCAGGGAGGGCUAGAGGGGAGCCCUCAGGCGCCAGUGCUGGGAAAGCUUAGAGCUCACCACCUCUGUCUCUGUCUCUUUCAGAUUGAUGGGCUAGAGGAGAAGCUGUCUCAGUGUCGGAAGGACCUGGAAGCUGUGACCUCCCAGCUCUACAGGGCAGAACUGAGUCCUGAGGACAGGAGGUCUCUGGAAAAGGAGAAAAGCACCCUCAUGAGCAGAGCCUCCAAGUAUGAGAAGGAGCUAAAGCUGCUUCGGCAAGAGAAUCGGAAGAACAUGCUCCUCUCGGUGGCUAUCUUCAUUCUCCUCGCUCUGCUCUAUGCCCACUGGACUAUGUGAGUCAACCAUCCUCAGCCAUGCAGGCUCCCUUCCACUCUCUACUCAGGGAGCAAGCAACCUUUCAAGCUCAAGAUGGAGGUGGGGGCCUUUUCCCCGUGUGGUUGCCCAGCAGCUGUAGCAGAAAGGCAUGGUACUGCCUCCUCCUAGUGCUCAGUUGAGGGGCAAUAAAGAGCCCCAAGCUCUGCUGUCUAGUGA